GUUACGUGAAUAUUGAAAGACUGCUUUGAGGUUUUUAUAUGAAGCGGAUCUUCAAAUUGAGUGAUACUUUUUGAAGGUAUUAUUCACAAAAAUGCAGUCAGGAUCUAAUGAAGAAUCUUCGAAAAUAAAAAUAAUGCCCACUUCCGCCAAAUUCACAAAAGAGUUCCAUGGCAGUACAGAUUCAGCAUCAGUUGGUGCCAAAAAGAACCAGUUAGAUAGACACUUGCAAAAAAAGCGAAAAAAAAGCGACUCCAAAACCGUAGAAAAGAAGGUUAAGUUGAGUCAAAAUGGUUCUUCUGUUGAUUUCAAGCCGAAAAAACAUGAUGGAGAAUUAAAAAAGAAAGAUCGUAAAAAAAAGUCUAAAGUCCUGUCUGACAUGAUUUCAGAUCAUUCUGCUUCUGCGGAAGAAAAAGAAGAACAUCGCAGUAAGCAUCAGUGCAAUGCCUCUUUACGUAUUACCAAUUUACCAAAUUAUAUAAAUUAUACUAUGCUCAGAGAGGCCAUCCCAUCAGCAUCACGAUUACGAUUGUUUAAAAAGGCUGCAAAGCGUCACGCAUUUGCCAAUUUUGCCAAUAUGGAAGAUUUUACAAAUGCUGUCAGUCGUUUGGAGGAACUUGAGUUUGAUGGAGUUAAACCAUCGUAUAAACAAGUUGUUCGCCGCAAAAAAGACAAAAUUAAAACUGAAGGUGAUGAUUUGAGGCUGACAAUUCGCAACUUACCGUAUUCCAUUACUGCAGAUGAAUUAGAAAAUGAAUUUCCUCUAGCAAAAUCGAUCACAAUAAACACUAAGAAAGAUGGUACUAAUAAAGGGUCAUGCUUACUAGAGUUCGAAUGUAAGGAUGAUCUUCAGGUUGUUUUAGAUGCUUGUCAAAAUAAGGAGAUUGGCGGUCGACCUGUUAAAGCUGUGGUCGGUCUACAUUUCAGUGUGAGGCCCAAUCCAACCACUAAUAUUGAUAUAAAAAUAUGCAAGCUACCCACAACAGUAGGAGACGAUAAAAUUCGAGGACUAUUUCCGUCAGGCUCCAUUGUGCAGUACUGUUCAGUACCUAUUGAUUCGUUGAAAAGAAAUGUGUUUGUCACUCUGAAGAAUACUAAACAAAACGAGGUCAUAAUCAGAGAACUUAAGAAAAAAGGAGUUGAUGAACACCAUUUAAAAAUAAAACGUUGGUACAAAAAGAAAUUGAUUACUAAGGAAAUCAAAUUAAAACCAGACACUGCUAAAAAUGAGAAGAAAUCAAAGAAUUCCAAGCACAAGAAAUUGGACGACUCUGAGAAGUCUAUUGAACCAGUACCAGAUGAGAUGAAGAAGAAAUCAAAGAAGUUGAAGCACAAGAAAUUGGAUGACUCUGAGCAGUCUACUGAAGCAGUACCAGUUUUGAAGAAAAAGAAACCGAAGAAGGUUAAGCAAGAGAAAAUGGAAAUCUGUGAUUAGUGUUGUCAACUUGAAGCAGGUAAUGAAUGAUCAUCUAACUGCAUUAAAGUCUGUACAUAAUUUACUUUGAUAUGGAUGUUGUCAUGUUUACAUAUAAAAUAAAUCAUUUGUAUUUGA
Trichobilharzia regenti is the source of this 1549-nucleotide messenger RNA. The record is from the annotation of a GenBank genome assembly. NCBI's taxonomy places the organism in Eukaryota, Metazoa, Platyhelminthes, Trematoda, Strigeidida, Schistosomatidae.